Scylla paramamosain (green mud crab) is the source of this 5866-nucleotide messenger RNA. RefSeq names its product Krueppel-like factor 12. The transcript is spliced from 6 exons. Gene Ontology annotation, biological process: regulation of transcription by RNA polymerase II. The coding region runs from base 101 to 970 and encodes 289 amino acids. The record is from RefSeq and is a predicted model, not a curated record. Lineage: Eukaryota; Metazoa; Arthropoda; Malacostraca; Decapoda; Portunidae. Gene Ontology annotation, molecular function: DNA-binding transcription factor activity, RNA polymerase II-specific; RNA polymerase II cis-regulatory region sequence-specific DNA binding.
GCGGCGGAGGGCACAGAAUGAACGUGUGGGGGUGAGCGAGGAAGGGGGGAUAGCGGCGCCGGUACUUCUCAAGGUCCCCGCCCUUGGGAAGCGACCAGCCAUGCAUCCUAACAUGACAUCCAAGGAGGCGGAGGGGCCACCGGAGCAGGUGGAGCCAGUGGACCUGAGCGUGAGGACCACCAAGCUGCACGAGAAGGAGGCUGACUUGCCCAUCAGGAGCUUCAAGGAUCACUCAGGAGUCGUUCUCAAGGUGCCCACCAUCUCCUCCCUCGCCCUCCAAAGCAUCGGUGUGGGGGUUGACCUCUCCCUCAAAAAUGAACACGACUCCCCUCCCGGCGCAGAGCCCUUCAGCGUGAGUCUCGAGGCAGCCCUGCGGACGGGCUCCACCACCCUCCUCUCCAUCAGCAAAUUAAGAGAAGCAUCGUUGAUGUCUUACAGGGCGCUGUGCGGGAAGAGGUCCCUCAGCGAGAGCCCCUCGCCGCCGCCCUCCUCGGGCCCGCCGGUGGCCCACCUCGCCUCCUCGGGCGUCUCCGUGUCCAUCUCCUCCGCCGCCGCCGUCACCGCUGCCACGCUCCUCUCACCUUCUUCACACUCACUCAUCUCCUCGUCGUCGUCAUCGUCGUCGUCCCCUCCAUCUCCUCCCACGGGCGCGCGGACACCAGGACGGCCGCCUCCCCCAACUGCCGAUUACACGGACGCACUCCGGCGGCGAAAGGUCCACAAGUGUGACUUUGAAGGCUGCGAAAAGGUGUACACCAAAAGUUCGCACCUCAAGGCACACAAGCGCACACACACAGGAGAGAAGCCGUACCAGUGCACGUGGGACGGCUGCAUGUGGAGGUUCGCACGGUCGGACGAGCUGACGCGCCACUACCGCAAACACACGGGCCAGAAACCCUUCAAGUGCCAGCUGUGUCAGCGAUCCUUCUCGCGGUCAGACCACCUCUCGCUGCACAUGAAGCGGCACUGAGGGCGCGGCGCCGCGGGCUGGUAAUCUCCCCGUCCGCGGGUGCCGGGACCGCUUGGUCCUCGCCCUCCCGCGCGGAGGUGCUGAGGGACGGAGAAAAUACGUGCCAAGGGCGCCUCCAUGAAGCGCGCAUCACUGGACUCCGGGGAUAAGCGCAGGGGGCGGAGGCUGCAGCCGGAGUCUGGCCUCGCAUCCCCCCUGUGUCGGCGUGGCCCGGACACCGCGCUGGCUGGCUUCUCUUCCCACCGCCGCGGGACGAGGUGACGGUCUGACGGGACGCAGCUGGUGCCGUUGGAUCCCUGUACAGUUUGUGUCGACUUAAAGCUAAAUACAAACCUUCGCCUCGGUGUACGAACAGUAACUCUGUGUUAUCACUAGUGAUAGUGUGUGAUAGUAAGGGAAACGCACUUUUAAGAAGUUGUUCCAACCAAGGAGGAAAAUGCACAAUGGUCACUAAAAAAGAAAACGUAAAUCCAGGGUUGCGUUGCUAAUCUCCAGCACGUGACGAGUGCUUCAUGCAGACAAUAUACCGACAUUAUACAUUGAACCGCUGUCUUCCAGAUGCCUUGUGACUUACCAUAGAAUGUAUUUUCACUUCAGAAGAAGCAUGCGCUCCAGAGACAUUCGUCAUGAUUGGAUUUUAUACAAUAAGCUGGUUACAUUAGCCUCAGUAUUUGGCAACUUUUCACAAAGGUGGGGUUAUUCAAAUCUUUUACGCUUGGAAAGAAAAAUUUCAGCAGUGAUACUAUUUCUAAGCACAAAUAGAUAAACAGUGCAUGUAGUAGUCUUCCAACUUCCUUGUGAUGGAAACAGUGUUAACUUACGAGAUCUUCCAUUACUGAGCUGACAGCCCAAGAUAGCCUCGGCAGGGGCACCCACCCCCGCACACCCCCUCAGGAAGUCCCCUCACCCCACACCCCCGCGAGGCAACACUUCCUCGCGGAGAUGACACAAUUGACAGUAGUUUAUUUAUUACCCUUGAUUCCUUUGAGUGUACAGGCCACCCCUCCCCACCCCCGUCCCCUCCCGCCCCGAGCCUCGCCGUGUGCCGCGUUGGGUGCCCUUGACGAGUUCACUUGUAGGGACCAUGGGACUACAGGGCCUCAGUGCGAAGCCUUUGCUCGAUUUUAUGUAGGAUACGCAGUCUCCACGAUGUAUUUAGAAUCAAAAGAACUGUGAUUUCUCUCACUGUACUUAUUUCUGCGACUCCUGUGUUUCGUUGUUGUUAAUUUUCUUGGUUCUGAUAAGUCUUUUUUUUAUAUAUAUCGUCUGAAACGCACCCAGUAGGGGAUCUAACAUAAGUAUAGUACAAACUGCUAGCCGGAGUGCUUCUUCUUUCGUUGUUAUUAUUGUUGUUUUUAUUCUAUUAUUUUUCCUUCAGUGCGACAUCAACUCUGUGGGGUCUGUACUGCCAUCUGGCGGCUCUCAGGUGAACUUUUGAGGCGCUCGUGUCGUGAGGAUCUGGCAGGUGUGGUUUUGUUCCAUUUAGUUCCUUUUUGUACCUUCCUUAUCUCAGCCGUCUUUUCACCACUUUCUUUCGCCCUUGCUUUCUCAUAUCACUUACAUUUUUCUUUGGUUUCAUGUUCCUCCUAAUUUAUAUUUAUAACCUUUAAUUUUUCUCCUUUUCUAGUUCAUGCAUUGUUGAGUUGUUUUUAUUUAUACUCUCUCUCUCUCUCUCUCUCUCUCUCUCUCUCUCUCUCUCUCUCUCUCUCUCUCUCUCUCUCUCUCUCUCUUUUUCCAUAAUUUUUUUCCCUUUUAUCACGUUUUAUCUCCUGUCUCUCCAUUUCUGCCUUCAUAAGCAUGUCAUCCCUUACCUUCCUUUUCUUCAGUCCAUCCUUGUUUCAUAUAACCAUAGACGAAAAUGAGAAGUUUAAUACUGAAAUCCCAUCCGUAUUUAAUUUUGUCUCUACCUCGAGUUUUAUCACCUAUGUUACCUGGGCAUCUUCCUCUUCUCACCUGUCUUGUUUACCUCACGACACCUGCGUCCCGGGAGCCACUGUGUACGUAUAUGUAUCGUCAUUUGUAGUGUAUAAGGUUAGAAAGAGAGGGAAACUGUGAGGUGUGGGAAGGGAGGAAGAGGGAGAGUUGACUUUGUAAGGUAGAAAGAGGUAAAUAGGUAAAUUGUGUUUGUGAAGUAAGACAGAAAGGGUGAGAGGAAAGAGUUUGUAAGGUAGAAAGAGUGAAGAAAUUAGUGUUUGUCGUGGUUAAAGGGAGAAAAUUAUGGUGUUUGUGAUGAGGAAAAAGAGAAAGCGAGGAAAAUGUUUGUUUGUGAUGAAAGACUGAAAAACAGAGAUAGAGUUUGUAAGGGAGAAAGAAAGACGAGAAUUAUUUGUGAAAAGGAAAGAGAAAGAACGAGAAAAAAGUGUUUCGAGUUUGUGCUGAAAGAGAGAGAAGGGAGAAAGAGAUUGCCAAUGGGACUCAAGAGGCUACGGAAAACAAAACACAAACUGAAAGUAGUAAGAAUGAGUUCCGAAUUUGUUUGAGCUUUAAAUACGUGUUGUGAUGUAGUAAGGUUGGUUGAAGGCGUUCCGUGUUGUGUUACUUUUAUCCUUAUCAACAAACAAUCACCACUUUUUGUACUAGCAACAUAAUUAUUUCCUGUAUCCGUAGAUCCACGCGUAUUUUUUUCGCCAGAUUUUUCUUUUUUCGGACCCACAAAGUUUUUAGGAGUGGACAAAGAAAUCUACAAGAAAGCAAGACGGUAAUGACGAAUCGAUGCACGUUCAGAAUGAGCUUAUUGUACACGUCUAUAACACGUAUAGUCCAAAAUUUAUACCAGGGAGGGGAAUCCGUUUUUACCUCAAGCCAUAUUUAGGGUGGUAUAAAGACCAUUUUUCUGGGGGACUUUUUGCCACUUUAGGGCACUUUUUAGGGCGUCCCCGUGGCGAAAUGUAGACAAGGGUAUUAGGGUAUUAUUUUACUACCUUCAGCGUGUUACUUCUCACAGUAGGGAGUAGACAACACAAGCAUUCCGGUUCCUAUAUUAACUGGUGUGUGGUGGAAAAGAGUGGCAGUGUCAGGUUGGUGGUUACUAAAAGGCAGACUAGUGCAGAGGGGGUGUGUUAAUUUGUCAAGCAAUAGAAGAGGCGUCAGGGGUUCCCGCCUCAACCUGAUGACGAAAAAGACCUGUCGCUUUGUCAAGUUCCUCCUCUUCUUGUGUCCUUUGUUCUUUUUUAUAUCAAUAUUUAGGAGGCGUUUUUGCGUAGGAUUUUACAUCACAGGUGGUCUUUAUUUUUCCGUGUCUGUCUGUCUGUCUGUCUGUUUGUCUGUUUGUCUGUCUGUCUGUCUGUUUGUCUGGGUGUUCCUGUCUCCCUGUGUGCGUUUCUCUCUCUCUCUCUCUCUCUCUCUCUCUCUCUCUCUCUCUCUCUCUCUCUCUCUCUCUCUCUCUCUCUCUCUCUCUCUCUCUCUCUCUCUCUCUCUCUCUCUCUCAUACAGACUCAUGUAUGCUUAUUUAUGUAUCUUCCCUGUAUGUGUGUAUGCAUGUACGUGUGUAUGUAUGUACGUAUGUAUGUAUGUGUAUAUCCUAUUUGCCAAUAUGUCGUACUCUCUCUCUCUCUCUCUCUCUCUCUCUCUCUCUCUCUCUCUCUCUCUCUCUCUCUCUCUCUCUCUCUCUCUCUCUCUCAGUAUCUCAGUCUCUAUCUUUUGACAUAACCGACAAUAAUCUCUCUCUCUCUCUCUCUCUCUCUCUCUCUCUCUCUCUCUCUCUCUCUCUCUCUCUCUCUCUCUCUCUCUCUCCAUAAAACACUCCAGCCACAAGCGGGUCCCAAGGUCGAGUGCGAGGCAACAGCAUCCUCCCCCUCCCACCGCCACAGUCACACUAACACAAUACGACGCUCGAAAGGGUACAUAUAGUCAUUCUUUCGGGCGUAAAUUAAAGAGCGACUCGAGGAUGUGAACAUUAGGUCUUCCCUUCGUGGUAUCGAUGGUUACUUCGUGCCAUAUUUUUAAGUGGAAAUUACGUAGGUCUUUUUAAUAUAUAUAUAUUUAUAAUUUUAUUUAUUAAUUUUUUAUUUUUUUGUUAUUUGAGGCAGAAAAUUGUGAAUUGGUGUUGUGUAUUUUUUACGUAAUUGGUCGUGUGUUGAUUGAAAUUCAGGAAGAUUUGCGUAUUUUUGUAAAGAAAUUGUAGUUGUGUCCCAUUUUUUUUUUUCUCUCUUCUAAAAAGAGUGAAUGUAAAGAUACAAAAAUAUGAAGGUGUUUCCGAAAUUGUCUGAUUAAAUGUAAUAGUAUUGUAAGAAUACACACACACACACACACACACACACACACACACACACACACACACACACACACACACACACACACACACACACACACACACACACACACACACAAACAGUAAAAUGCAUGUUAUAUUUAAUAAUGAAACACGUACAAAGUCUAAAACACACACACACACACACACACACACACACACACACACACACACACACACACACACACACACACACACACACACACACACACACACACACACACACACACAUGGAGGGUUCCCCGCUUGUCUCUCUUGCGAUGACAAUUACUGUUUUUAACGUUUUUUAUGCUGAUAGUUUUUUUUUCUGAGAUAUAAAUAGAAAACUACAUUCCCAUCAUAUUCCUGGACGUGUUUCGUUGUAUCAUUCGCUAUGGGCAUUCCUUACUUACCAUUCCAGUCUAGAAACAUCGUAUUUUUUACGUUAAGUUUAAAUAACAUUAAUGUAUAGACGAAGGAAAAAUAAAUACAAGCUAUCUUAAUCCCGUCAUUCAGAAAUAGUAGAUGUUAUUGAAUUCUUUAUAUUAUAUUGAAUGCAGAUGUAAUGCACUUCCUCUAUUUGGGGAAUUGUACAGUGUUGUAAAUAAUGUUGUAAAUACUGUGGAAAAAUUUUCGUAGUCUUGUAAAUAAAGUGUAUUGUUGACGUC